AUGCGCCGCCCGCCGCCGCCGCUGGUGUUGAUGACGGCGCUGCUGCUGGGGGCGGCGCAGGAGAGCCCGCGCGGUGGACCGCUGAGCGUGCUGUCCGCGCUGGUGGAGUACUUCAAGACGGGGCUGCGCGUCGUCGUGGGCGCCGCCGUGGGGGCGCGGUGGCAGGUGCUGCGCGCCACCGCGCCCACGCAAGACGCCGCCGACCAGCUGGAGUCCAUGCUCAACGAGCUCGAGGAGGACGGCGCCGCCGCUAUCUGGGCAGACGUCGCCUCCAACAGGUCGGCGGACUUCGCAGUCUCCCCGGACAUCCUUGAGGAUGUCAAGGACUUCCUGGAGGAGCACGCUAUCCCUCACACUGUCAUGAUUCCCGACCUGCAGAAGGCGAUCAUGGCGCAGAACCCUCGCCUGUCCAAGCAGCAGCGGAAGGAGCUGCGCACCAUCCAGGGACAUGACUUCACGUUCCGACGCUAUCACAGAUACGCAGACAUCUUGCGCUACCUGAGUUACCUGAGCUCCGCGUAUCCCAGCCUGGUGGAGGUGCUCACCAUCGGCCACUCGUGGGAAGGUCUGCCCCUGAAGCUGGCCCGCGUCUCCACUGGGGGAACCAUCAGCAAGGACGGGCGGCCCAAGCCAGCCGUCUGGAUAGACGCAGGCGGCCACGGCCGCGAGUGGGUGUCUCCCGCGGUGGCGCUGUUCGUGCUGCGCCAGCUGGUGGAGAACUACCAGGUGAACCGGCGCGUCGUCGACGCCGCCGAGUGGUUCGUGCUGCCCGUGGCCAACCCGGACGGCUACGAGUACAGCCACACCACCGACCGCCUGUGGCGCAAGACCCGCUCCACGCACACCUCGGCCGCCGCCAGGUACGUGCCCUCUGCCCCAGCUGCAAACGUGCCUCGCUGCAAUGUUCUAAGGGUGACUCAGAGGCCCCUACCGAUGCGUUCUAUGCAACCCGCACUACGUCCUUACCGAUGCCUUUUAUGCAACCCGCACUAUGUCCUUACCAGAAUCGAUAUCCAGACAGGUCACAGGUGGUUGUGGCGGCAGUGCGCGGGGGCGGACCUGAACCGCAACUGGGGCUUCCACUGGGGCGGCGCGGGCGCGUCUCGCGACCCCUGCUCGGAGCGGUUCGCGGGCCCGCGCGCCUUCAGCGAGCCCGAGGCGCGCGCCGCCGCAGACUUCCUGACGGACCGCGCGGGCCGCGUGCGCCUCUUCCUGUCGCUGCACGCCUACUCGCAGGCGUGGCUCGCGCCCUGGGGGCACUCGCGCAGACCCCCGCCCGACGCGCAGGACCUCAUGGACGUCGCCCGGCUCGCCGUGGAGGCCGCCGCCCGCGUCACGGGCCAGCCCUACCGCAUGGGCCACGCCCGGGACCUCGCCGCGCCCAGGGCCGGUUGCUCAGAGGACUGGGCCAAAGGCGUGGCGGGCAUCAAGUACGCCUACGCCGUGGAGCUGAGGGACCGGGGAGACUUCGGCUUCCUGCUGCCCGCCUCGCAGAUCAUCUCCACGGGCCGAGAGACCUUCGCCGCCAUCAAGGCCGCCGUGAGAGCGGUCAUCGCCAGGAUGUAGCCUCGCCCCGUUGGCUCCGUCCUCAGAAGGGAGUAGUCGCCUGGGAACAGAGGCUGGUCCGACUCUGUUUUGAACUGAAUGCAAAGUAUGUGAUGUGCAGCUGUGUCGAUUUUGCUGUGCUUCAAAGCAUUGACUAGACGAUACUUACAAGACACCUAUUAGGACAGUAUGACGUGUAAAUUAGGAUGAUGCAGAGUUUGAAACGCAAAUGAGGGGAAAACGUAGACGAUACUAAAUAAUAUGCUCUUUCGAACGGUGAAUAGUCUGCCAAUGUCUCUAUUCCGUCGCUUCUCUUGCAGACGAGUAUAACAGUGAAACUAGACUUCUAGAUAUUUUUUCCAGACUCAGUCGGUGUUUACACAACAAAAGCGUCUCCUCAGGAUAAGCGCUGUCCAUCUCUGGGAGCUGACACUCAGAUUCAAUACACCAAAUUUCCAUACGUCAUUAUCAAUACCCCUUUAACAAUAACAUCUCCAUUUCCAGGACUUCAAAACGCUGCCUCGUACAAAAAACGUUUUUCAUUAGCAGUAAGUAACAUUUUAUUUCUAAACGACAUUCAUCUGUAAUAACGUCACGGGUUUUCAACAUAACCAAUGUUUAUAACCUUCUUAGGAUUUGAAUUGCUCAAUAAUUUGUAACAGACUGUUUCUAACAGCAUCGGGUGGAUUAAAUAUAUUACACAAUAUGAAGGCGUGAAAAUUAUGCGGAUAAUAGUCCAAAUUUAUCAGGACAGAGUCUUACGUGUCAACAAACCUAUGCAGGAGAAUGUGAUCACUACUAUGCUGAUCUCUGACAGUGAAUUUAAUUGCUGUGAAACUUGUCGACCAUUUACCUCAAACAGAAAUAGUUUAGCUACGAUUGUUGUAUACUUACCCCCAUUUCAAGCUAUCUGCAUCAAAGAAAGGGUGAAUUCAAAACUCGUCUUAAUAGAAGUAUCUCUGACAACAAGUGUGGCUUUAGAAAAUGACCAGAAUGCGUCGUUAUUCAACAACAAAUAAACAAUCAAUAUUCAGGACUACUGCAAAAAAACAACGCCAAAUACAUAUUUCUUCAAGUGAGUUUUAAUUUGUGCAUUGUUAGGUGCAUGCUCUUGAUUUUGGCACGUGAAACAAAAAAUCGACACUAUCUUGUAACAUAAAGGCAGAAAUUCCUAUCCCAACCUUUAUAACCAUUAUAACCAUUUUAUAUUUAAAAAAUGACAGUGUUCGAUGAAUUCUCAUUUCAGUCUCAAGAAUGCAGAACUGUGUAGAUUAGCUUGAGUCACUUGAAUGAAAUGCCAAAAAACAAUUAAAUCGGAUUAUUCGGGCGAAAAUGCAAAAGUUUCACGGCACUACCAAAUAUUAGGUUAAACAUAGAGGUGACUUAAUAUGCAAUGGCUGUAACAGCUACUGAAAUACUGGUUUAUGCAGCUUUUACGCCACGGCGGAGACGUCUGAAGACAGUAUUUUGAAGUGAGCUGAUUUUUCGUAAGAAUGAAGUUUAUCACUCGUCUUACAGUCAGAUUCUUCUGAGAAACUAAAACCACCUGUCUUUUGUGUCUAAGGCAGCUGAAUGAGCUGUGUUUAAACAUGUACUCGUAUUGUACCAUCCAGUACGACAGUUCAGUAAUUUGUGAUCAAAGAGACACUCUUCUCACAUGAAUGCUACAUUGUGAGUACCUAUGCAGCAGAGAAUUCAUCAGCUGCAACCAACUGAUUUGAAUCACGCACAAUUAAUUU
Molecule: messenger RNA, 3284 nt
Organism: Schistocerca americana (American grasshopper)
Lineage: Eukaryota; Metazoa; Arthropoda; Insecta; Orthoptera; Acrididae
Product: carboxypeptidase B-like
Exons: 9
Coding region: 1-1566 (521 amino acids)
Biological process (GO): proteolysis
Molecular function (GO): zinc ion binding; metallocarboxypeptidase activity
Source: RefSeq, a predicted model, not a curated record